AUGGUUUGGCCGAUGGUGUUCAAGGGGCCAUGCACCGGCCCCAUCGAGUUCACGCUCGAAGGGGUGGUCAAAGCCCCCGUUGACAAGUCAACGUUCUCCCUGGACCAUUGGAUCACCUUCCAAUACCUUAGCGGGGUUUUGAUCAACGGCGGUGGCACGUUCGAUGGCCAAGGGCAAUAUGCUUGGCCUGACAACAAAUGCGCUUGCAAGUCUCUUCCAGUGUCAUUGAGAUUCAAUUUCGUCAACAACACAUUGAUCCGCUCGAUUAGUUCGGUGAAUAGCAAGAACUUCCACUUUGUCCUCUUCUCCUGCGAUGCUCUCGAGUUUUCGGGUGUGCGGAUAACUGCCCCUGGAGACAGUCCCAACACGGACGGGAUCCACAUAGGCUACUCAUCCCGCAUCAAGAUCGCUAACUCCGUGAUCUCGACCGGGGACGACUGCGUCUCGAUCGGGCCGGGGUCCAAGGACAUCGAGAUCGUUGGUGUCCACUGUGGGCCGGGCCAUGGGUUCAGCGUGGGGAGUCUCGGGAGGUACCCGAAAGAGGCGGACGUGACCGGGCUGUCCGUGAGGAGUUGUACUAUGGUUGGCACUCAGAAUGGUGUGAGGAUCAAAACGUGGGCUUCUGCCACUAAAAGCAAUGCCUACAAUAUCUCUUUCAAUGACAUUACCAUGAAGGAUGUGCUAAGUCCCAUUAUUAUUGACCAAGAGUACUGUCCCGGUGGUGGUUGUUCUAAGCAGCUGGGGUCAAAUGUUCAGAUCAAGGACGUUUCGUUCACAAAGAUCCGGGGCACUUCGGCUUCGCAGGUGGCGGUCAACCUCCUAUGCAGCCCAAACGUUCCUUGCCAGAACAUCACUCUUGAAAACAUCGACUUGGUUUACACCGGCCGCGAAGGGCCUGUGAAAUCGUACUGUGCUCAUGUGAAAGGCGGCGCUCGCGGCGUACAAAGGCCACAGUCUUGCAUUUAG
Rhodamnia argentea is the source of this 966-nucleotide messenger RNA. RefSeq names its product exopolygalacturonase-like. The record is from RefSeq and is a predicted model, not a curated record. Gene Ontology annotation, molecular function: polygalacturonase activity. Gene Ontology annotation, biological process: carbohydrate metabolic process. Bases 1 to 966 code for a protein of 321 amino acids. NCBI's taxonomy places the organism in Eukaryota, Viridiplantae, Streptophyta, Magnoliopsida, Myrtales, Myrtaceae. The transcript has 3 exons.